GCUUGGUCACUAGUCACUGUCCACUGGCCAUUAUCCAUUGUCAAUGACCUGGCACAAUGCAUUGCAGAGUCACAAGCCAACAUAUGGCAGGUAUACCUGCCACAAUUCUCCAUUCGUCCACAACCCAAACGCUAUAAAGUGCCAGCACAAAUUUUCCUGAUCCUAGCUUCUAUCACCUCCAUUGAUUACUCCCACGAGUGCUAAAUCUAACUUGAAUCCCGUAACACCGUCAUAAAUCCCCUCCUUUCAUACACACCGAAAGACAAACUACUAUCAUGGGAAACGGAUCAUCCAAGUCACGAUCACGGUGUACCAGGGGACAACCUGGGGACUUCAGUGCUGAUCAUGUACAGAACAUCAAAUCAUCCCUUGCUGGACACAGUGGUGACAGCUACCAAUCGGCCCCCCCACCAUAUACUACCUCUGCCACAUCAGCAACGCACUGGUCUCCUGGGAAUGCCAGUGAAGCAGCCCGAGUAGCGUAUCUCCGCCAACCUCUGCGUGCGGAAUCAUUGGAAGAUGCGCUCGAGACGCUGCGCCAAUAUGACACAAUUAUUAUCAUGGACGAUUCCUCAUCGAUGGCUGGUUCGCUAUGGAAGGAGGCAAAACAGGCUCUAGCCACACUCGCUGAUGUUGCGAGCCAAUAUGAUGCUAAUGGCGUCGAUAUUCACUUUUUGAACCAUUACGGAAGCAUGACAGGAGUUACAGAGUCCAAAGCUAUCCACGAACAAUUUGCCAACCUCCAGCCUUGUGGCCCUACCCCUAUCGGGCACCGGCUCGAUGUAAUCCUCGGGGAUUAUUUCCGUGACUUGGACGCUGCUAAAAGACAGGAGGAUGCUGGUGACUAUUUUGCACGCAAGCAAAUAAAGCCCGUGAAUGUGAUCGUUAUCACUGAUGGGGCACCAACGGACGAUCCCGAGAGUGUAAUCGUCUCUUUUGCUAAGCGACUCGAUGCCGAUAAGUGGCCACUUGCACAGGUUGGGAUACAGUUCGUUCAGAUAGGGAAUUCGAGACGCGCAACUCAAUUCCUAGUAGAGUUGGAUGAUAACUUGAAGCAAACACAUCAAAUACGAGAUAUUGUGGACACAACGCCCUAUAUCGGCCAACUGAAUGCUGAGAUGCUCAUCAAAAUUCUCCUCGGUGGCAUCAAUCGUCGUGUGGAUACCAAGGGUGGUGCUGCGGUUAUGUAUUAGGAAGUUUUAGAUUGCAAUGUGGCGAGAUAUUCUAUCUUAUGAGGCACAGGUUUUGUCGUCAGCUCGGUAAUGCACAAAAUUACUGUAGUAAAUACUAUACCACCCAUGUACAUGCCUUAGUAAUUGACAAGUAUGAAUAUUGAAUUACAAA
Molecule: messenger RNA, 1344 nt
Organism: Suillus subalutaceus
Lineage: Eukaryota; Fungi; Basidiomycota; Agaricomycetes; Boletales; Suillaceae
Exons: 7
Coding region: 276-1193 (305 amino acids)
Source: RefSeq, a predicted model, not a curated record